AUGAAGGAAAUCACAGCUGCUUGUAAAGCUGUCGGGAUUCAUGACUUUAUCAACGGGUUACCCGAUGGUUAUGAAACACAAUGCGGUAUAAAUGGUUCUCAGCUGUCUGGAGAGCAGAAGCAACGAGGUGCGAUAGCCCGAGCAUACAUUCGCGACCCAGAGAUUCUGUUGCUUGACGAAGCCACUUCAGCUCUUGACUCGUAUUCUGAAGCUCAGAUACAAGAAGCAAUCAAAACUGUCUCUCGUAAACGAACUACUAUCAUGACUGCACAUCGUCUUACCAGUGUACAAAAUGCAGAAUGCAUCUUAGUUUCGAGUGUGGCAAAAUAGUGGAAGAAGGGAAGCACGAGCAAUUGAUAAAUGGUGGCGGUAUUUACGAAGAAAUGAUCAGAGCGCAGGAUUUGGGUUAAUGCGAGUUUUAACGUUCAUUUUACUUCUAUAGCAUAGCGUCAGACUUGCUUUUCAUAUCUAAUUGUACAAUACUAUGAUUCCAUUACCAUAGAUAGGUGGGAUUUGAGCGAUGGUACGGAACACGACAUGAAUUAGGGACAGCUAACACGACGUUUAUUCAACCCUCAACGGCUUAUAGAUCAGAAGAUAAUGCAGGAGUCGAAACGUUCAAGAAAGGAAUUCAGCAUAGAUUUGCAUUUGUUUAUAUACCAACCACUAGUGAAUAAGUGC
This is a messenger RNA of Botrytis porri, 681 nucleotides long. RefSeq lists its product as uncharacterized. NCBI's taxonomy places the organism in Eukaryota, Fungi, Ascomycota, Leotiomycetes, Helotiales, Sclerotiniaceae. The transcript has 3 exons. Bases 1 to 330 code for a protein of 109 amino acids. Gene Ontology annotation, molecular function: ATP hydrolysis activity; ATPase-coupled transmembrane transporter activity; ATP binding. The record is from RefSeq and is a predicted model, not a curated record.